AUGGCCUUCGGCACUGAAAGACACUGGAGCGGAUGGAACUUUUUUAUUUGUUUCCUGGUCUCUCUUGGCCAGAUAGCUUUCGGCUAUCCAGCUUCCAUCAUCGGUGUCACGCUCGCACAGCCAUCUUUCCUGACCUAUAUGGGCCUACUCGAUGUCACCCAGGAUCCGCCCGUGAUGACUCCAGGGGCUGACCAAAAAAUCGGAGCAAUGUCAGGAGUGUUUCAAGCCGGCGCUGCCAUCAAUGUCUUCAUCGCCGGCUGGGUGGCGGACCGAUGGGGCCGCAAGGCCGCCUUCUACUGGUGCGGAUUGCUCUCAUUGCUCGGUGGUGCAAUGCUCUGCGGUGCGAGGAACGCAACAAUGUUCAUCAUUGCUCGACUUUUCGCUGGUGGUGGAAGUUGGGGAUAUCUUGCCGUCACACCCUUUUAUUCAGCGGAGCUGGCACCUCCAGGUCUCCGGGGUUUGAUGGUCGGCAUGAAUGGUGUCAACAUCGCGUUGGGCUAUGGCCUCGCUUCCUAUAUGGGCCUCGCAUUCUACUACAUUGAGGAUCCCCAGACGCAGUGGCGAGGGCCCUUGGGAAUUGCACUCAUCUGGCCUUUCAUGAUGAUGCUUGUGUGCUUUAUCAUUCCAGAGUCACCUCGGUACCUUCUCAUGAAGGGCAAGGUUGAGCAGGCAAAAGAGGUUGUCUUCAAGCUGCAUGCUUCCAAGAAUGACCCCGACCAGGAAUUCGCCCGUGGAGAAUUCUAUCAGAUGUCGAAACAAGCCGAACUGGACAGGACCAUGGAGCCGGGCUGGAUCGAGAUGUUCCGACGGCCUAGCUAUCGCAAGCGAACCAUUAUGGCCAUGGGUUUUGCAUUCAUUGGCCAAUCGACGGGCGUGCUGGUCCUCAACAAUUACGGUCCGACCAUAUACGCGGCUCUGGGUUACAACACCUUGUAUCAGCUGAUCUUCCAAUGUGGCUGGAUCACUGUCGGCAUUAUCGGCAACCUCAUCGGAGCUCUCAUCAUGGAUUGGACCGGCCGCAAACCUCUCCUUGUCCUCGGUGUCGGAGGCUGUUGCGUCAGCCUCAUCCUCGAAGCGGCGAUGGUCAGCUCCUUUGCGGAAGAAGGCACCAACAAGGCUGGCCUCCGCAUGGGUGUGGCGGCUGCGUACCUUUUCCUGCUGGUGUACAGCAUCGGUGUCGACGUCGCCGGCGUGGUCUUCUAUUCCGAGCUUUUCCCCAAUCACCUCAGGGCGAAGGGCCUGUCUCUGAGUAUCGCGGUCAUCGCACUGACAGACUUGGUAUACCUACAAGUUGCCGCCACGGCUUUUGCCAAUAUCGGCUGGAAAUUCUACCUUGUCUUCAUCAUCAUCUCCGGCCUCGGGACAUUCUUUACAUACUUCUACCUUCCUGAGACCAAGAACAUCCCACUCGAAGAGAUGGCAAAAUUAUUCGGAGAUGAAGUGGCGGUCUAUGCAGAAGAUCUCCAUGUGGAUCACCGUACCCACGAGCUCAUUGUCGACGAGCAUGGUCAUCAUGGAGCCGAGGUGCAUCGGGUUGCUACCGAGGCCGCUGUGCCCAGGACCUCCCAAAGCGCAGACGUCGAGAAGGGCGCGGCGGCCCAUGGAACCACGGUUGAGCAUGUUGAUGCCGUGAAGGCCGAGGGAAAAUGA
Molecule: messenger RNA, 1650 nt
Organism: Cladophialophora carrionii CBS 160.54
Lineage: Eukaryota; Fungi; Ascomycota; Eurotiomycetes; Chaetothyriales; Herpotrichiellaceae
Exons: 4
Coding region: 1-1650 (549 amino acids)
Biological process (GO): carbohydrate transport; transmembrane transport
Cellular component (GO): membrane
Molecular function (GO): carbohydrate:proton symporter activity
Source: RefSeq, a predicted model, not a curated record